This is a messenger RNA of Arabis nemorensis, 294 nucleotides long. Lineage: Eukaryota; Viridiplantae; Streptophyta; Magnoliopsida; Brassicales; Brassicaceae. The record is from the annotation of a GenBank genome assembly.
AUGGUGGAGAUUCAUAUUGAAACACCACUCCCUAAAAUGUUACUAGCAAGUGUGGAUCUCGGGUGCAGCAAUGAGAUAUUAACAAUGAUUGCCAUGAUCCAGACGAGUCACAUAUUCUAUAGACCGAGGGAGAAGCAAGCUCAAGCAGACCACUUGACAUUCCUAGCUGUAUAUGAAGCAUGGAAGGCGAAGAACUUCUCAGGUCCAUGGUGUUUCGAAAACUUUAUUCAGUCACGAUCGUUAUGGCGUGCUCAGGAUGCGAGGAAACAAUUUCUCAGCAUUAUGGACAAGUAA